AUGGUUAAAUCAUCUACAUUGCUUCACAAUGUAAAAGAUAUACAUAAGGAGAUGGUUGACAGUGACCAGUUGGAUAGAUACACUUUAGAGUGCUUGAAAAAGUAUUGUAAAUUAAAUCAACUAGAAUUAUCUUCUUCAACAACAAAGAAAUCUUCUAUCAUCAAAUUAAUAAUUGAUCAUCAUCAUCAUCAUCAUAACAAUGAUAGUAGUGAUGAUGAUGAUGAUAAUAAUGAUAAAGAGAACAAUGUAAAUACUAUAAAUAUUAAUAAUAAUAAUAAUAAUAAUAAUAAUAAUAAUAAUAAUAAUAAUAAUAAACCAAUCAAACCACCAACCAAAAAGAAUACUACUACAAUUGCUACAACUACAACGACUCCUACUACAACUACAACUAAAUCAACUGGUACAUCAAGAAAAUCAAUCUUAAAAGAUAAAACCAACAACAACAACAACAACAACAACCAAGAAUCUAUUAUUAUUCCAAAAAAGAAAAAGGUAUCAUUUAGUGAUUCUCAACAAGUAAAGGAAAUAGAGAUCAUUCAAGGUGAGAGAACAAGAUUCAUUCCAUGUAAGAAUGAAAAUCUAAGAGAUAUCAUAUCACAAUAUGAAAAGGAAUUGUAUGAAAAGGAAAAGAAUAGAAACCAUGGUGAUCAAGAUGGAGAAGAAGGUGAUGAAGAAGAAGAUCAAGAAGAAAUGGAAAAACCAAUACCACCACCAACAAUGAUUCAUUCAUUUGAAAACGUUGAAGGAGAGGAUGAGAUGGAAUAUGAUACCGAUGAAAUGGACAAGGAGGAAUUGAUUGAAGUAUUAGAGAUGAAUGGACUCAAAACAACAGGUUCAAAGGCAAAACUCAAAGAAAGAUUAGAGGAUUUUAUUAUCCAAUCUAAACUGGAAAAUGGAUCAAACAAGGGAGAAUCACCAAAAAGAAAAGGAAAAAAGAAAUCAUCAUCAUCAAAACAACAUGGUGAUGAAUCUCCAAAUUCAAAAUACCUUCAAGACUAUGAAAACGAUUGGAAUGAAUGGAGUAGAUUAAAGAAAGAAGAAAGUGAAAAUAACCUCUAUAUGAAAAAACCUCCCUCUUCAUCUGUCUCAUCAACCAACAACAACAACAACAACAAUGCAAAGCCCUACAUUAAUUUGUUUGAAGCUUUUACAAACUCUUUAUCAUUUACUUCUACUUCUUCUUCCUCUUCUUCCACCUCUGGACUCAAUAAAAAGAAAAAGAAAUAA
Molecule: messenger RNA, 1227 nt
Organism: Cavenderia fasciculata
Lineage: Eukaryota; Evosea; Eumycetozoa; Acytosteliales; Cavenderiaceae
Product: SAP DNA-binding domain-containing protein
Exons: 1
Coding region: 1-1227 (408 amino acids)
Source: RefSeq, a predicted model, not a curated record